This is a messenger RNA of Vespa velutina, 5181 nucleotides long. It is a transcript of the gene mms4, whose product is annotated as crossover junction endonuclease EME1. Gene Ontology annotation, biological process: replication fork processing; resolution of meiotic recombination intermediates; mitotic intra-S DNA damage checkpoint signaling. NCBI's taxonomy places the organism in Eukaryota, Metazoa, Arthropoda, Insecta, Hymenoptera, Vespidae. The record is from RefSeq and is a predicted model, not a curated record. The coding region runs from base 3528 to 4982 and encodes 484 amino acids. The transcript has 5 exons. Gene Ontology annotation, cellular component: Holliday junction resolvase complex; nucleus.
CGGACUUUAUUUAAUACAUAUAUAUAUCAGUGAAACGGCAGUAAUCGAUCGUGAAAUAAUUUUCACAAAGAAAAUAUUAUAUUGAUUUUCACUUUUGGUAGUGAAAAAAUGUCUGUACGGAAAAUCUCACGGCAGCCGGAAGAAGGGACCAGAUGUAGAUUUUUUUUACUGCCAAGUAUUUAAAAAACUUUGUUUUAAAUUAUAUUGAUUAUAUAGGGUAAAGUUUUGUCCGUUAUAUAUCGUUCGAAUAUAAUUACAAGUCAUUUAUUCUAAAAAUGCACAUAUAUAAUAAUCCUAAAAAAACAAUAUAUAAUAAUUUUUGUUAUAUGUACUCUGUUUAUACAUAUAGCUUACAUACUCAUUCUAUUUCAUUACGACUUAAAAGAUAUAGCAAAUUAUUUGGUAAUAUUAGAAAAUUAUAUAUAUGAACGCACGUUGUGUAUAUCUAGUGAUUUUUAAUUCUUUUUACAAUUUUUUUUCUUAUGAAAAAUAUAUUACAGUAGACAACACAAUAUUGAUAACGAUAUUAAUACAUCAACUAAUAUAUACAGUUGAAAACCCUCGUCCGGCCACCGUAUUAAAUUUCUUUUGAUUUAAUCUAUCAAAAAAAUAUGAUCUUGCAAUUGAUAAAAAAUAAAAUCUUUAAAUUACUGUAUAUCACAUAUACUUUAUAUAUAUUUGUGAUAUAUUUGUAAUAGCAUUAAUAAAAAAGAAAAGCGCAAGAAAAGUAAUGCAGACAAUAUAGUAGAUUAUUACCAAAUUGUACAAUUGUGUGAAGGGGUUCAAGAAUUUUAUAAAUUUAUGAAAAUAUAUAAAGCACAUUUUUCACGAGUAUACGUGGCACGACUUGAGAAUUACAUAAUAUAUGCUAGGCAAAUAAAAAGUAAAUAUAAUUGAGUGCCUAGCUAUAUCCAUUAUUUUUAAACAAAAUGAUGGUCAAUGCAUAUUUUUCCUUGUACGGGUAAGUGUAAGAUGAAAACAAAAAUUGCACAUACAUACGAGUGUUUGUAAUUCUGAAUGAUUCAAUAACGCGCGCGUGUGAUAUUUCUCUUAUAGUAAUAUUAAACUGAACUUUGUAACAUUUGUAAAAAACAAAAAACAAAAUGAAAGAAAGAGCUGGACUUCUAUUCAUAUGGAAAAAAAAAAAAAACAGAGUAUUGAUAUACAAAUAACUAAACAAUUCGAUUUUUUAAGUUAUGCAUAUUAAAAAAUGGCAUAAAUGUCCCUUUAAUAUUUUUUGUAUUUAACUAUCAGUAUGGAUCUAUGAUAAUAGAAAACUUCAAUAAAUUAUCUUAGCAAAUAAUAAACAAUGAAAAUUAAACUAUGAUGAACCGAUGCAAAAAUUGAUAUAUAAGUUUUUAAAUAAUAAUAAUUAAAAGUAAUAAUAUGAUGGAGAUAUGUCGUAAUUGUUAAAUUGUAUUUGCAUUGGAUUUGUUUUCAUUGAAAGUACUUUCUUUUACUAUUUUCGUAUAUAAGUUAUCUUAUUUAAUUCAUAAUAAUGUUUUUCAAUAAUUAUUAAUAUGUAUUUUUACUGAAUGAUUACUUUGUAUUUUUCUGUAUGUAAGCAAACAUAAUAACAGUAGUAAUAAUAAUGAUUAUUAUAAUAAUUUUGUUUUAUAUCAGCUUUCACAAAAUCAAAAAAUCUAUCAUAUUUCGACUCUUGUACUGACAAAUCACGGUUAUAAUACUUUGUAGUAUGAGUAUCCUGUUUAUUAAGAAUUAUUUCCUCUCAUAUAAAAAAGACGUAUAGGCUCAUCCAAAUAUGGCUCUACAAAAUAUAUUAAAUUAAUUUUACUGAAAUGAAUUUUCGUAUUUUAAUAAAAUACGAUAGCUUCAUAUAUAUUUGGAACAUAAAAUUUUAAAUAUAUCUUGGUUUGAUAUUUUUUGAAAUAGUCACUGACAUUGAAGUAAUGAUUUUUGGAUACAAAUAUCAUAAUAGUAACUUGAUUCUUGAAUUUGAUCAUUUGCUUUAUUAGAAAACACUAAGCAUUUUUGAAUAAAAUUUUAGAAUAAAAAUUAUAGGGUCCACUGCAUGAUGUAAGUAAAUCGCGAAAAUUACCAAUUGCUCUAUUAAUCAUUGUACAAAUUCUAAAUAUGUCAGGAUUUUUAGCUUCUUUUCCUAAAAAAUGAAUCUAUACAAUAUAUAACUAUUUAAACAGUUAUUUCUAGUUCUCAUUGUAAUUAUUCUUUUAUCUUUCCAUGUUUUUAUACUAGUAUUUCAAUAGAUCGACAAGCAACAAUAUUACUACUUUUUAAUUUAAGUUUUUUACUUAUUUCUAACAUACUUUUUUGAUUGAAUUGAUGAUUUGAAUGAAUUGUUUCAAUAAUAUAAUACUUUAAUUCCUAUAAUAUUACUCUGUAGAUGUAACAUCCAAAGAAAAUUGGUUGAAAUCUUUAUAUUUUAAAUAUGCUAGAAAAAAAUAAUAUAGUGAUGACCAGUAGUCCUCUACAUUAGGCAUUUUUGUAAUAACCAAUUUUCAAUAUAAUUCCUGUAAAUGCAAAUAUUUGAUAAUGAUCACCCCUUUUUUCCAGAUAGAACAAAUUUUGACAAAUUUUUCUUUGUAAUUUUUACCUUGAUAUAUUUAUUCAUUCUUUUACAAUAUGUUCAAGUAAUUGAUCUGUGUCUGUAAAAAUUUGUGUAUGAUAUUUUUGAAUCCUGUUGAGAAAUUUAUUUUUUGAAAAUUUAUAUCUUCUUAUAAGUUAAUAUCAGACAGUAGUUUCUUUUACAUCAGUUAUAUAUUUAUAUAUUCUUCGAUUAUAGUUUUCUUUUAUAAACUAUAUUACUACCAUUAUCAGAAUUACUAUUAGAAUUACUAUUAUUAUAAGAUCUUAUAUUAUCCCAAAUAAAAUUCAUCAUUACUACUUUAAAGGUUCUCAAAUUCAUUAUCAACUUUUUUAUGUGCUGUUUAAAAAUAAUUAUUUGCAAAAUAUUAAAACAAAAAUAUGUAUUAAUAAUGAAAACUCAAUUAUAGAACGAUGUAAUACAAGAAUUAAAACUUCCUAAUAUAAGGUCAUUUCUGUUGUUCCCUGGUAAAGUAUAUGUAUUGGUUAGAAUUAUUUUUAUUUACAAAGGCUACCGUAUGAUCAAUUAUUAUCUGAAAAUACUAAUCCUAUCGAUUAAGGAUCUGAGAUUCAUGUUUUGUUCAGAAGAAUAUGUACAGUACAAUACAGAUAAGUUGCUUAUGCCAGGAAUAUAUCAACAUCUGACCGUAAAGGAUGAAUUCACUUUAUUUGAGGAAAAUUCAUUUUUUAUUAUAUGAAAUGUUAUAUUUAUCAUUUCUCGGCAACUAGAAAAUAUAAAUAUAAAAGGAAGAAAAAAGAAAAAAGUAGAAUAUAACAAGAUACAUUAGCAUGUAGUAUAAUUAACGAUAAAAGUGCUGAAUUGAGUUAUGUAUUGUUGGAAAAAUGCUUUAAAACUGCCUUUUCUAUACAAUUAUGAAAACGGAUAAAGAAUUUUAACUGUAAUGAAAAAAUUUGUAUAAAAUCCUGAUGCAUUUAAAAAUUACACUUUUUUAAAAGAAAUAAAAAUGUCAGAAGUAAUUGUAUUAAGUGAUUCCAACGAAUCUGAUUCAUCGAUAAUUAAUCAAAUUAAUCCAGAAAUAGAAAAUUCUCAACAGCAUUCUUCAUCUGAUGAUUUUGAUUUUCCUGAAGUUCAGUUUGAUUAUAUUACUAAUAAAAAUAAUAUUACUGAUACGAACAAACCAUGUCAAAGACAAUGCGCCAUAAAUGAUAAUUCUAAAUCAUUGAAUGUUAUUUCAAAUGUUGAAACUAAUAAUGAAAUGUUUACAAGUACGCUUUCUAGAAAGAGAUCUUUUACGCAUGAUAUGUCUGAUUCUUUUGAAUCUGAUCGAUAUGAAGAAAAUAUUUGCACAAAUCAACAAUUGUUUAAAGAACCAAUAAAAAAGAGUAAAUAUAAAUUGAAAGAAGAACGUCGUAAAAGACAAGAGAACUUAAUAAAAGAAAAAGCAUUAAAAGCAAUAACAGCUAAAAAAUUAAAGAAUAUUAAACCAGGUGAAUGUAUAAAAUUUAUGAAAGUUAUUUUGGAUAAACGUAUAGAAGAAUAUAACUUUCAUCCAGAAAUUCUAGUAACAUUAAAUGAUACAAAUGUAUCAUAUAAUUUUAUCUCACAUUUAAUUCCUAAGAGUAUAACUUGGGAGAGAAGUAUAGAAAAAGAUAGCGUAAAUGAAAAUAAUAAAAUAUACACGAAAACUAUUAAACAAACUGAGAAACAUAUAAUUGUUAUUUGGAAUUGGAAUGAGGUAGUAGAAAAAUUAACGGACGAUAGUUUUUGUACAAGUAUUUCUUAUAUAAGGACUUUAUUGCCAGAUUAUAAUAUGACCUUAGUUAUUUUUGGUAUACAAGGAUAUUUUCUAUAUUAUAAGAAAAAGAAUAAAUUAAAAAACAAUAAGGGUUCAGGAAGUAAGUCAUGUAAUAAGAUUGAAGACUUUAAAGUAUAUAGGGAAUCUCCAGAAAUUUCAAAACAACAACUAGAAAUGUGUCUUGCUGAAAUUCAAAUAAUUAAUAAGUGUAAUAAUAGACUUGUUGAAAAUGCAGCAGACUUAGCAUUAAUGAUUUAUCAAUAUACUAAAGCUAUUGCAGAAAUACCAUAUAAAUUAGAAAAGAAACAACAUUUUGACAAAGAAUAUAAUUGGUACAUAGCAGGAGAUAAUAGAGACACAGUACGGGUAGAUAAAGAUGGAAAUGGAUUGAAAAGAUUAUGGCAACAACAACUUUGUCAAUUUAAUUUGAGUAGCCUGGAAAUUGCAGAAGCUAUUUGUUCUGUAUAUAAAAGUCCAGCGCAGUUAGUUGAGGCUUAUAUGAAUUGUACGUCUACAGAUGGUAGCAAAUUAUUAAAAGAUCUUCCUAUUAGAAGAGCAGUAAGACCCCUUUCAACAACCAGACGAGUUGGUCCUGAAUUAAGUAAAAAAGUUCAUAUCAUGUUUACUUCUGAAAAUGGUGAUAUUUUGCUUGGUAAUGAUUAAUAAAGAUAUAUUUUUUAUCUGCAUUAUCAUUUACUAUGAAGAAGUUAUAGUGAAAUAUGAUGAAUGUUUAUUACAUUAUAAGAUUUUUAAUUUGUGUAUCCAUGCAAUACAUUGUACAAAUUUUCAAUAUAUGACUACACAAAACAUUUUUAUAAAUUUAUAAUGUGUAUAUAUUUAUUAAUAAAUUUUAUAACACUUA